AUCUUCAUUCAGUCUCGCGCAGAAGCUGUGGACACAUAACGGGUUACGACGCUAGAAUUAUAUUUCAGUCUUACCGAUAAAAAGCUGCUAUGCUCUCGUGAAAAGUUGUGAACUCGGCAAACAUAUGACGCUUGCUUAGUUAUUCAUCUUCAAGUGGUUUAUGAAAGACACGGCAACUAAAGGUGAAACACGAUAAAAAGGGAAGAACUGACAUUACCAACACUUACGCUCGAGUUUUCUUUCAAUUUAACUGUCGCUUAAUCCCUAUAUUACUAUUUAACUACUUGAAAAUCAAAAUAUUAUUCAUUUACAACGCACGAUUGCAGUCGUGUGUCGUGCGUGACUCAGAGAAAGUUUUCAGUGAUACGCACGAUGUCCCUGGCUGCGCGCCUCCUGCCCAUCACCCGCCGAGGGCAGUUCUUUGAAGACGAUUUCUUCAGGGAUUUCCAGCAGGACUAUUCCAGUGCAGUACACGACGUGCUCGACAAAUAUGGCGGACGGUCGCUGCUCGCUAAUCAGUUCAGCAACUACAGGAAAGCCAGACAAGAGGGGCCACAGACUGACGACUCUCUUGCCGCCUCCAUUUCAGACACCCACGAGGCCUAUGUCAUCGUGCUUGACAUGUCGGACUUCGUGUCGGGUGAGAUCACCGUGCGGACCAAAGGCUUGAAUGCUGUGGUCGACGCAAAGGUCGGCGCCACCAAGCAGUUCCACAGAGUCUACCCGCUACCUCCCAACACCAACACAGACGCGGUCGUGGUAGCCAUGUCCGACGAAGGCAUACUCACCAUCAACGCUAAGAAGAGCGACCGCCAAACUAAGAAACUGGAAGCUUCUUCAUCGGUCGACAGUUCAUCCAGGCCUGGGAACGGUAACUCGAAUUUCGAAUCGAGCCUAAAGAUUGACGUCGGCGGGGACGAUCAACUUAGCACUGCCAAGGCCGCUGAAGGGUCUGAGAGCGCAGGAGUUUCUGAUAACUCAUCUGCUGCGACAAAAUUUACCAAACAGGAGUCUAGUGAAACGGGAGAAUACAGAGAACUUCCAAUAUCGAGAAGAGGUCAGUUCUUUAAAGACGUAUUCUUUGAGAAUGUUUGGAAAGAUUUCGACACGGCCAUGGAAGAUAUGGUGUCCAGACAGAAACAGAGAAGGGAACAGAGGCAGCAAGCAAGGAUAAAGAGAGACGAGGCGAUGGCGGAUGUGAUUCAGAACAUAUUGAAGGAAGAAGAAGAACAAAGAAGGAGGUACCAGGCAGAAAGACUGGAGAGACAGAGGAAAGCCAGCCAAGAGAUGCAGGCUCAGCUAAGACUCUUCACGGCCCCCAUGUCGGACCGCUUCAGGUCGUACAGAACCCUCAGAAGCUGGAACUCGGGGGAAGACAGUCAAGCGUCCACAGUCUCCGUCGAUGGUGGAAAUUAUAAGGUGGUUCUGGACGUGAAGGAUUUCGCGGACGGUUCCCUGGACCUGAAGUGUGCGGGCGACACGCUCACGGUGACGGGUAGCAAGGCUGGCAUCAGCUUCAAGAGGGAGUUCGAGUUGCCGGCCCUCGGGGAUCCCGAGAAAGUGACGGCGUCAUUAUCAGCUGACGGAGUGCUCACUAUCACGGCUCCAAAGAAAUGAUUUUAUUUGUCUAUCAUCUUCCCGUGACAGAUGAUCUUAAACCGUCAAUAUAAAGUUCCAAAAUAGACGUGCCACAAUUUCCACAUAGACUUCUAACAUAGACUUUCCGUUCGUUCCAUAUGGAAUUAUAACAUAGAUGGUCCAUAUGUUAGAAAUGCUGCGUAUAUAAUGCUGUACUAGAUGCCUAUGGUACGCAACGGAAGAGUAACGUGAUAAUUAGAAAAGAAUUACACAGCCUUAAAUUCA
Molecule: messenger RNA, 1863 nt
Organism: Hyalella azteca
Lineage: Eukaryota; Metazoa; Arthropoda; Malacostraca; Amphipoda; Hyalellidae
Exons: 4
Coding region: 373-1617 (414 amino acids)
Biological process (GO): response to heat; protein refolding
Molecular function (GO): protein folding chaperone
Source: RefSeq, a predicted model, not a curated record